This is a messenger RNA of Copidosoma floridanum, 2970 nucleotides long. RefSeq lists its product as uncharacterized. NCBI's taxonomy places the organism in Eukaryota, Metazoa, Arthropoda, Insecta, Hymenoptera, Encyrtidae. The record is from RefSeq and is a predicted model, not a curated record.
UCUAAGGUGACGCUCGUGCUCUGCGCCGUACUGCUGGCAGUACAGGCCAAUAAGGACGAUGAGAAGAGCAGGGAGCGCGAAAAACGCCAGCACCAACCCCUGGUGGGCCACCACCCCCGGCGCUCAGGCCGACCACCACCGUACGCGGUGCAAAUGGAGCCGAUAGGGCGAUACUCGCAACGGGACCCCCUGUACAAGCCCCUGGCCGAGGCCAAGACCGGCGAAGAACUCGUCCCCGCUGCCACGGGCUACUACGAGGAGCCCAUACCUUACAACAAUUACUACCCAACCGAGCCCGAGCCCAUCAUCGAGAUCAUCAUCAAGGAGUCGAACGAGUCCCUACCGACCCCCGCGCCACCCCCACGGCCCUCCCUCCACAAGCCCAAGAAGGAGCCCAUCCAAGUGUUUUACGUCAAAUACGAGAAGAAGCAGGCCUACGGCGAGGACAAGCCGCGCGUCGUCUACGACGUCCCCGUCCCGGCACUUACGCCCGUCGAGGAGCACGAGACGAUCCAGCCCGACAACGACGCCACUGGGGGAGAGGAGGAGGAGGAGGUGCCACCCGCGAGCCCUGCCCCACCGGAGCCCUCGACCACCUUGCGCGCCAUCAUCCGACCGGACAGCGAGGUCUACCACGCGGACAGUGGCAGCGGGCUACGCGUGACCUUCGGUACGGACCAGCUGCCACCCAACAACCACAGCAAGCGAAGCGGCGUCGCUAAGCUGCAGGAGGAGACCGACGACGACGACGAGGAUGCCCCGCCGUCCAACGAGCUGCCCUCGGUGCCGUCCAACAAGCCGGCCGCUCUUCUCCCGCCGGGCUCCAAGCAGAGGACCCACGGGCCCUACGCCCCCCUCCAGCCGCUGCGCGUCGGCCCGACCGUCGUUGGGUUUCCCCAGCAGCGCGUCGUUAAUUCGUUUGCCCAGGCUGUACCUACCGGUAACGGUUUUGCCCAGCAGCCCCAGUUUCACCACCUCCAGGUGCCACCCCACCUGGUGAGGAACCAGCAGUACCAGCAAUCAUUUGUCCCGCAACAGAGGCCGGCGAUAACGGUCCAGGGCCUGCCGGAGGUCCAGCAGCGUCUGCCCUUCAACUCGUUUGCUCAGCCACAGAGGCUUGCUGCCGCCCCGCAUCUCCAGAACUACGUCCAACUGCACCAGUUGCCGCCGAGUCAGAGUCCCGCGGUGAACUUCCUCGCCGAUCCCCACCGCCAGCAGUACGAGAAGCAGCAGCAGCGCGAACAGGAGAAGCAGCGCUACUUUGACCAGCAGAGGCUUCAGAUAGAACAAAAGAGGCUGCAGGAGCAACAACGGCACCACGAGCAGCUCAGGGCACUGGAGCAGCGUCGCAAGCAGGAGGAACAGCAGCAACAACAAAAGUACCAACAGUACCAGCAGCAGCAGCAGCAACAACAACAACAACAGAGCGGAGAAAUCCUCAAAGCCAUCCCGAAGUUGGAGCAGCACUACGCCAUCCGCGAGAAUCCACUUCAUCCGGGUCCCUUCCCGCCCAACCCCCAGUACGCCGAGAUCCCGCAGACGUCCUUCGGCAACAUCAACAACCAGAUCGGGCUACAGCAGUCCAACUUGAUCCAGCAGACGCACCAGCAGCAGAUCCCCCUCCAGCACCCAGGAUUCUCCAAGUUUGGUAGCAACGCUGCGUUCAAGCAACAACAGUACCACCAGCAGCCGGACUACCAGAACCAGCAGCAGUUCUUUGCCCAAAACCUACCUACGGCGCAGCAGCAGAGGCCCUCGGAGCCGCCGCAGCCCGCACCCCCGGCGACGGCCUCGAUAUGGGGCAGGGCCGUCCUCCAGGGCAAACAGCACUACAACUCGAACGAGAAAAUCUACGCUACUCCCGUGACCAAGACCUCCUCGGACAAGUACGCGUCGACUCCGAACAGCAUCCGCCACUCCCCCGCAGCCACGACACCGAGACCAACAACCACCACCACCACGACGACGACGACGCCGACUCCGGCAACGACCCCGUCAACGAAAAACGAGGCCAAGAUCCGGGAGAACAUCGCCAACCUGCCCGACGAGGUCCCGGACGACAUAAGACAGCAGCUCCUCAGCUCCGGCAUCCUCGGCAACGCCGACAUCCAGAUCCUCGACUACGACAAGGUGGGUGGCAUCAACAUCGCCGACCUGCCGCCCGAGGCCUUGGCCAACUUUUACGGCGCCGGGGGAGCGGCGGCCACCUCGGCCAGCGAACCCGUGCCCCAAAUAGCCAAACGGCCCAAGUUGGUGGACAACAACGACGACGAUGAGGUCCAGACGGCGAGUGCCUCCUCGUCGUCGUUUGGCUCGAGAAACGCCAUCCGCACGGAGGAGGUGACUCUACGCCCGGGCGGCGUCGAGAUGAAGGUCGUGCGCUUCGACCCGAACAGCGCCCAGGGCCAGGGCAUAGCCGAGCGCCACAUCCAGGAGAACGCGACCCGCCUCGGGCCCGUCAGCCUCAGCGAGUCGGCCCCGUCGAGCAACGGUCCCACCGAGUACAACCGCUACCUGCCCCUCAAAGUCAGCGGGGCCUCGUUCCCCAUUCCCGACGCGCCCGAGCUCACCGGCAAAAGGAUCGGCUCCGUGGUGGUGCUCGCCCCCGUCGACUACGGCCAGCAGCAACCCGACCAGUCGAGGCACUCGAGGAGAAUCGCCGGUGGCGACGUCCAGGCCAUCAAGUUCCUCGCGGGCGAGUCCCUCAAGCAGCUCGUGCGAAAACCCUCGGCCGAGAACUACAAGCGAUGGCUCGACCACGAGAGGCAGACCGAGCCCCAGAGACAGUCCGUCGUUUUGCUCGUCACCACUCCGCGCAAUACCAGCAGUGGCGAGAAGGAGAUCUUCAUGUACGACGUGGCGUCGGAGAGCGUGAGCAAAUUGGCGGGUGACCUGUCGUCGGCCUUCGUCGACGCGGCCGAGAGUAAUUCGGACGCGGACGAGGAUCCCAUGGACAGCGCCGGCCACUGA